Messenger RNA from Cynara cardunculus var. scolymus (artichoke), 2548 nucleotides. RefSeq names its product protein IQ-DOMAIN 32-like. Lineage: Eukaryota; Viridiplantae; Streptophyta; Magnoliopsida; Asterales; Asteraceae. The coding region runs from base 108 to 2354 and encodes 748 amino acids. Gene Ontology annotation, molecular function: protein binding. The record is from RefSeq and is a predicted model, not a curated record. The transcript is spliced from 5 exons.
UCUCUCUCUCUCUCACCCACACGGCACAACACAAAUACUUGCUGGUGCAAGUGCUUCUCUGUGCUUCCCUGUUCAGUGAAUUCUUCUCUGAUACAUUACUUAUAAAUAUGAGAUCAGUCAAUUGCAAGAUGCACACACACAUACAUAUACACAUGUAUAUAUCUAUACAUAUGCGUGUCAUCUGUACUUACAUAUACUUAAGCAUGUAUAUGUACAUGUGUAUGUAUCUUUUAACUCAAGUGAGCUUAUGUGACUUACUUCAGAACAAAGGCUCUGAUAAAAGCGGAUGGAGUUUUCGUAAAAGAUCUGCUGGGCAUCGAGUGCUAAGCAACACUGUUGUAACUGAAAUACCUUCGUCUGAGAAUAAGAUCUCAGAACUUGUUAUUACAAGCUCCGAAGCACCCGCCAAUUCUUCCAUAUCUGAUAAAACUUCUGCAAAACAAUGGACAGAAGAAUUGCCUCGGGUGUCAACUUCAACUAUCAAGGGCAGUACGGUGUCUAAUAUGGUGACUAAAGCUGCUGAUGGAGAUGCUAUUAAAUAUGAUUCCAGUUCUGAUGAAACAUUCAUCAUUGUUAUUCAGGCUGCUGUUAGGAAAUUCUUGGCUGAGAGAGAACUGCUGAGGCUUAAGGGAGUUGUGAAGUUGCAAGCUGCUGUGCGAGGGCAUUUGGUUCGUUGUCAUGCUGCUGGAGCUUUGCGUUGCAUUCAGUCAAUCGUCAAGAUGCAAGCUCUUGUUCGCGCUCGUCAAGCUAACCUGUCUGUUGAAAGAUCGUCUCUUGGAAAAAAGGGGAAACAAGAUUCUACAACCAAACCACAUCCAACAUAUAUCUCCAUUCAGAAGCUACUCAGUAACAGAUUUGCUAGCCAGCUACUGGAAUAUACACCGAGGACCAAACCAAUAAACAUCAAAUGUGAUCCUUCGAAGCACGAUUCAGCUUGGAAAUGGUUGGAGAGAUGGAAUUCUGUGUCUUCUCCUGAAGUUAUGGAGCCACAUUCACGGAGAAAGGAACAAAGCAAGGUUAAUGAUAUGAAAAGCCAGGGUGGAAAACCGAUGCCCCCUAAUUGUGAAUUAACAGAUGUGAAGUUGGAUUUUCUCUCCGAUGAAAACAAAUGUUCAAGUAUUGGAUCACAAAUUGCACAUACCUUAUCUCCUGAGAAGUCUGUAGCGGAGGCUGAACAGCCCAAACGUCCUGCAAAAAGGGUCACCACCGAACAAGCAGAUUCUGAAGGAAGGAAGUCUGGGUUUGGAUCAAGGAAGGCAAGUAAUCCAGCAUUCAUUGCUGCUCAUUCACGGUUUGAAGAGCUGACUUCUAAGAGCAUUUCAUUGAGAUCAGUCGGUUCUUCCAAUCAGGACCACGUGGUGGAUUCCCCUGCAGAUAAUGGUCUUUCCAAUCUUCAAAAUUCAACCCCGACAAGCAACAUUGAACCAGGGGAACCAUUGGUUUAUCAAAGCUUAAGAGUGGGUCAAACUGGUGGCUCAGAAUGUGGAACCGAACUGUCCAUCACAUCCAUGCUAGACUCACCAGAUCCAUCAGAGGUUGGAAACAUUGAAUAUGACAAAGAGGCUAAAGUAAUAGAUAAAGAGGCUGAAGACCAUGCUCUCCUAGGGACUGAGUUGACUCACUCCAUUUCAGUUUUUUCAGAAAAAUAUGAUGGUAACAUUGGUGGUGACAGUGAACAUUCGAAACCCGAUGAUAACACUGAUGUAUCACAACCAUUUGAGGAAAACGCAUCUAAUGCAGACAUUGAGCUGGAACCCGUAACUGGUCGUCAAGUUUACAAGUCUAACAUGCACAAAAAGAUAGAAACUGAGAUGCAUCAUCAGGUGGACAAAUUAUCCCCAGAAGCAUCUCCAAGAAGUCAUAUAACAGCCCCUGAAUCCCAAGAAACACCUUCUAGCCAGAUCUCAACUAACAACAAGAUUAGAACCGAUAGAAAGGUAUCUGGUCAAAAACCCAAGUCGUGGUCAAAUAGUAAGAAGUCCCCUGUAAGCUCUAGUUUAAGAAGUAGCUUGGAGAAUUUGCCUAGAGACCCGAAACCUGGAAAGCGGAGGAAUUCUUUUGGUUCACAAAGUUCUGAUCAAAUUGAUCAGGAACCAAGAGAUAGCAGCAGCAGUAAUUCUAUACCGAGCUACAUGCAGGUGACGGAAUCUGCAAGAGCAAAAGCCCUUGCCAAUAACUCUCCUAAAUCAAGUCCAGAUAUGCAAGGGAAGGAAGCCUACAUGAAAAAGAGACACUCUUUGCCUGCUGCUGUAAAUGGCAGGCAUGGUUCACCUCGUCUCAAGCGAUCCUCACCUCAGGCGCAGCAGACCACAAAGGGAAGUGACAACCGAGCAGAGAGAAAAUGGCAGAAUUAAUGAAAAGCGAUGGCACAUCACUUGUUCGACAGCUAGACGUACGCAAUCUAAUCCUGCACCUUUUCUCCUUCGUAGCGUGAAUCUAAGAGAUAUGUCUGCUGUCUUGGCUCUUUGUUAAUCUUUAAUGGUCUGUCUGCUUGUGUAUUUGUUUGCAAACUUAGUUGUGUGCCAUUUUUGUUCUUAAGAAAUCCUUC